This is a messenger RNA of Lactuca saligna, 2832 nucleotides long. The record is from the annotation of a GenBank genome assembly. NCBI's taxonomy places the organism in Eukaryota, Viridiplantae, Streptophyta, Magnoliopsida, Asterales, Asteraceae.
AUGAAUGAAGAACAAGAAUCAGAACCAUUAUCGAAGAAGGUUUCUAGAGGCUUUUCAGCCGUGAACCUCACAAUCAAGAUAUCGACUUCAACGCAUAACCCUAGAAAAGAAAUCUCGAUCAACGACAUUGUUUCUGCUUCAUCAAUCUCAUCGUCAUCUUCAUAUAACUCUUCAUCUUCUUCAGCUUUCGUUUCAGCCCUACAGUCUCCUUACAUAUCUCCCAGAGCCACCGGAGAUGAUCCAUAUCAUCAUCUAGAAAACAAAAUAAUCGCUAAUCCAUCCACCAUUACUACAUUUACUCAAACUUCUACUCCAGAAUCCCAUUGUGGGUCUCACUCCGAUGACAUGCCCAGCACUUCCGACGACUUUUCCGAUUCCGCAAAGCUGAAAAUCGUCGACUGUGUCCCUGUAACAUGUCCCGAUAAUAAUACUAAUAAUGCAACAGUACCUCGUAUCUCAUUCUCAUUUCCAGUUACACGGAUUCCUUUCGCAAAAAGGUCUUCUAGUGCCAAAUUGAGGAGCUGUGAUAUUUACAUCGGAUAUCAUGGCGAAAACCCCAACCUGAUUAGAUUUUGCAAGUGGCUCAAAUCAGAGCUUGAACUUCAGGGCAUUGCUUGUUUUGUUGCAGACAGAGCAAAAUACGAAGAUUCUCAGAGCCACGAGAUUGCUGACAGGGUUAUUUGCUCUGUUACAUUUGGAAUUGUGGUCGUCACAAAGCAUAGCCUUUUGAAUCAUCUCGCAUCUGAAGAAAUAAGGUAUUUUGCUCAAAAGAAGAAUCUAAUCCCGGUGUUCUUCGACACCAAUCUGAAUGAAGUCACCAAUGUUCUUGGUCGGAAUUCAGAUGGUAAAGAUUGCAACGAAGCAAUUGAAUGGUUGAUGAAAUUCCAUGAAUUUAAACUAGAAGCAAAUGAGGGGAAUUGGAGACGUUGUGUAUGUAGAUCAGUUGGGAUCUUAACAGGAAAGCUCGGGAGGAAGAGUACUGUUGCGGAAAAAGAAACUGAAAACAACGUCGAUGAAAUGCCAUUUCCCAAGAACAGAUGUUUCAUUGGUAGAGAAGAGGAAAUUGCAGAGAUUGAAACCACUCUUUUUGGAGAAACUGAAAUCGAAGUUGAUGGAAUUAGAGAUGGGAAGUUAAAAGAGCCAAAUUCAGAUGUUACGAUUGCACCAUUGAUUGGAAAACACUCGGUGAAAAGACCUAAACCUAAACACAAGAAAACAAAGAGCUUCAGAAGUAGCGUAGUGUGCAUCAAUGGCGAACCUGGAAUGGGGAAAACAGAGGUGGCACUGGAAUUUGCUCACAGAUAUUCACAGAGAUACAAAUUGGUUAUAUGGGUAGGUGGGGAAUCUCAACAUUUAAGCCAAAAUCUACUGAAUUUGUCUUUACAUCUAGGGUUAGAUGUAAGUGCAGAUUCCGAGAAAGAAAGAGGGAGGAUCAGAAGCUUUGAUGAGCUAGAAACAGAAGCCUUCAAGAGGGUAAAACGGGAAUUGUUUCGCGAUAUCCCGUAUUUGUUAAUCAUCGAUAAUCUCGAAACAGAAAAAGAUUUACACAAUCUGAUACAAGGAAACACCGGUUCUUCCCAUGUGAUUAUAACAACAAGACUUGAAAAAGUAAUGAAAUUUGAACCAAUGCAACUUCAACCAUUGCCAUUAUCCGAUGCAAUGAUGUUAAUAAAAGGAAGACGAACGAAAGAAUACCCUUUUCAAGACGAUGAAAUUCUGAGGAAAUUUGAUGAGAAAUUGGGGAGGUCAAGUUUUGGGUUAUCCGUGAUUGGUUCUUUGCUAUCUGAAAUUACCAUUUCGCCCUUCGCCCUCUUUCAAGCCAUCGACCAGAUCCCUAAGGAAGCUACAUCUCAUUUUGACGAACCAUUUUGGGGAAACAAUCAGUUUCUUCUCAAAGUUUUAAUAUUUUGCGUUACAAUUUUGCAAGAAGCUAAAGGAAUUAAAAACCAUCUUGCCUUAAGGAUGCUUUUAACAGGAGCUUGGUUUUCCCCUUCACCCAUCUCACCAAAUUUACUAGCUGUUGCUUCAACUCACAUGACUCCAUGCACAAAAAACCGAUUCAAGAAAUGGGUCAAUUCUGGUAAUUUCACUCUUUUUUGUUCUUCGGGUUUCAUUAAGAGCUACACAUGGAAAAAAGAAGAAGAUUCAGCUCUUGUUUUAGUUAAAUUAGGCCUUGUUAGAAGAAGCAACAAUCAGUACUCUACUUCUUGUAUCAUGUUUCACCCCAUAACUCGAGUUUUUGGUAAGAAAAAAGGGGGUUUACUAGCAGCUAAAGCAAUGGUUUAUAGUAUAAGGAAGAUAGGAAACCCAAUGUUUAACUCAAACCACCUUUGGGCUUCUGUUUUCCUUGUAUUCGGAUUCAAAACCACACCACCCUUAGUCCAACUAAAGGCUCUUGACAUGGUUUAUUUUAUUAAAAAGAUAGCUCUCCCUUUAGCUUUAUGUGCAUUCACUACAUUCUCUAGAUGUGACUCGGCUUUAGAGCUAUUGAAAGUGUGCACAAAUGUUCUUGAAGAAGUUGAGAAAUCAUUCGAGUCUAAGAUAGAGGAUUGGUGUCGUGGAUCGUUGUGUUGGAAGAAGAAAAAGAAGAGAAACAUGAACAUGAAUAUGACGAUUGACGAGUAUGUAUGCCAAGAUUUGACACUGUUGAAGGCGACAUUGCUUGAAACGAGAGCUAAAUUGUUGUUGAGAGGUGGACAUUUUGAUUAUGGAGAAGAGCUUUGUAGGACAUGUAUCGGCAUACGGACUGUGAUGCUUGGCCAUAAUCAUGCUCAAACUUUGGCUGCUCAGGAAACGUUGUCUAAAUUAGUUAGAAUGAGGAGUAAAAUGUAA